AUGUCUUCACGCACCUGCGCCGUUGCUCUUAGUCUUGUUGCCUCGGUCUCCCUUGUUGCUGCUGGGCCCUGUGACAUCUACUCCUCGGGCGGCACGCCUUGUGUCGCCGCGCACAGCACCACUCGUGCCCUAUACAGCACCUACACUGGGCCACUGUAUCAGGUGAAACGCGGCUCCGACGGUACCACGACCGACAUCGCUCCUCUCUCGGCUGGCGGUGUUGCCAAUGCCUCCACCCAAGACUCCUUUUGUGCCAGCACAACCUGCCUGAUCACGAUCAUCUAUGACCAGUCCGGCCGCGGUAAUCACCUCACCCAGGCUCCGCCCGGUGGUUUUAAUGGCCCGGAUUCGAAUGGGUACGACAACCUGGCGAGUGCGGUUGGUGCACCAGUCACGCUGAACGGGCAGAAGGCAUACGGCGUCUUUAUGUCGCCUGGCACCGGGUAUAGCAACAACGCUGCCAGUGGUACCGCUACAGGCGACGAGGCGGAGGGCAUGUACGCGGUCCUUGACGGCACCCAUUACAACAGUGCCUGCUGCUUCGACUAUGGUAACGCCGAGGUCAGCAGUACAGAUACGGGUAAUGGCCAUAUGGAGGCGAUCUACUACGGCGACAACACUGCCUGGGGAAGCGGCGCCGGCAGUGGUCCGUGGAUCAUGGCCGAUCUCGAAAACGGCCUGUUCUCGGGCUCCAGUGCGACGAACAACGCCGGCGACCCGUCUCUUUCCUACCGGUUUGUCACUGCAGUUGUCAAGGGAAAGGCAAAUCAGUGGUCAAUCCGCGGGGCUAAUGCUGCAUCCGGCUCACUAUCCACGUACUAUAGUGGCGCGCGCCCAAGUGCCUCCGGAUACAAUCCGAUGAGCAAGGAGGGCGCCAUCAUUCUUGGCAUCGGUGGUGAUAACAGCAACGGUGCCCAGGGAACCUUCUACGAGGGUGUUAUGACCUCUGGAUAUCCGUCCGAUGCCACCGAGAACUCCGUACAGGCUGACAUCGUAGCUGCCAAAUACGCCAUCACCUCACUGACAAGUGGCCCAGGGCUGACCAUUGGCUCCUCAAUCUCCCUACAAGCGACGACGGCGGGCUACACGACCCGCUAUAUUGCACACGACGGCACUACGGUCAACACCAAGGUUGUCUCGUCGACGAGUACCACCGCCUUAAAACAGCAGGCGAGCUGGACGGUUCGCACUGGUCUUGCUAAUAGCGCCUGCUUUUCGUUCGAAUCUAUCGAUACUCCCGGUAGUUUCAUACGACACUAUAACUUCGGGCUCCUCCUCAAUGCCAACGAUGGCACAAAGCAGUUCUCCGAAGACGCCACGUUCUGCCCGCAGACCGGCCUCAAUGGCCAGGGGAACUCGAUUCGAUCCUGGAGCUAUCCUACUCGUUAUUUUCGCCAUUACGAAAAUGUUCUCUACGCCGCCAGCAACGGUGGUGUUCAAACAUUCGACGCCACCAACUCAUUUAACGACGACGUGAGCUGGGUGGUCCGCACCGGCUUCGCUUGA
Molecule: messenger RNA, 1506 nt
Organism: Aspergillus nomiae NRRL 13137
Lineage: Eukaryota; Fungi; Ascomycota; Eurotiomycetes; Eurotiales; Aspergillaceae
Product: alpha-L-arabinofuranosidase B
Exons: 1
Coding region: 1-1506 (501 amino acids)
Biological process (GO): pectin catabolic process; L-arabinose metabolic process; arabinan metabolic process
Molecular function (GO): alpha-L-arabinofuranosidase activity
Source: RefSeq, a predicted model, not a curated record